Molecule: messenger RNA, 1911 nt
Organism: Megalobrama amblycephala (Wuchang bream)
Lineage: Eukaryota; Metazoa; Chordata; Actinopteri; Cypriniformes; Xenocyprididae
Product: olfactory receptor 5M3-like
Exons: 1
Coding region: 14-982 (322 amino acids)
Biological process (GO): G protein-coupled receptor signaling pathway
Cellular component (GO): membrane
Molecular function (GO): olfactory receptor activity; G protein-coupled receptor activity
Source: RefSeq, a predicted model, not a curated record
GAUUUAAGGGAUCAUGCAUAUGAUGGAUAACUCGUCUUAUGUGAUAUUGACUCUUAUGGUGCCCAAAGACUCCAAAUCAUAUAGACAUGUAUAUUUUGUUUGCUUUCUUGCCUUAUAUGUGCUUAUAUUGUCAAUGAAUAUUCGUCUUUUUAUGGUCAUUAUUAUGGAGAAAGCACUUCAUGAACCGAUGUACAUAUUCUUAAGUCAUCUGUGUAUAAAUGGGGUUUAUGGAGCCUCAGGAUUUUACCCUAAAUUUCUGUAUGAUUUAAUAUUGGAUUCAUAUGUGAUCUCCUCUCACAUGUGUGCUCUGCAGAUCUUUGUUAUUUACAGCUCUUUACUGUGUGAAUUUACAAUAUUAACAGUGAUGUCUUAUGAUAGAUAUGUAGCCAUAUGCAAACCUUUAGACUAUCAUUCCAAAUUAACUAAAAAUACCUGUGUGAAAUUAAUUCUGUUUUCAUGGUUUGUUCCCAGUUUUUCUGUGUUCACUGGCACCCUGUUAUCAAAUUUGAAGCCAUUUUGCACUUAUCAUAUAGAUAAAUUAUAUUGUGACAACUGGUCAAUUGUAAAACUUUCUUGUGCAUCAUCUUUUGUAAAUAAUGUCUAUGGAUAUAUUGUCGCUAUCAUAUUUUUAAGCUUUGUAGUUUUCAUCAUAGUAUCCUACAUUAAAUUGAUCGCUGCAUGCAAAGCAUCUUUAGAAAACAGAAGGAAAUUCUGGCAAACAUGUCUGCCACACAUUUUAUUACUGAUAAAUUUCACUUUUGCUGUGUUAUUUGAUAUAAUGUAUAGCAGAUAUGGUUCAGAUGACAUUCCAGAGAGUCUGCGUCAUUUUUUGGCUUUAGAAUUAGUUAUAGUCCCACCUGUUUUUAACCCGCUAAUCUAUGGGUUAAAUAUUAGGGCAGUGCGCAAAAGAGUUUUUACUUCAUGUGUUGAAUCAAGAGUAAAAGUUUCAUGUGCAGCAAAAAAAAAUUUAAAACAUAAUUAAUUCUGUACUUUUCUGAAUGCUUAAACAGCAUGACACCUUGGUUUUUAUAAAUGAUUUGUCACAAAAUGCAUUUUUUGUAAGCAAAUUUCUAAUGAAAUGUGAAAUGUAUGUGAUAUAUUCCCAGCCAGCACACGUAUGUUGGUCUAAAUGAGUGUCACCAGGGCUACUGGGGCCCAGCCAGUUUUGUCCUCGGUUUCCAUGUAGGCCCUACAUGGAUUAGCCCAGAUGAAAUGAAAACUGCUCAGUGUGCACAUUGCAGGGUGUUAAAUGUAACACUGUGAACAGAAACUACAGCUUCCAUCCACAGCCUUAGAUGUAAUCAACUGAAGAUAAAAGAAGACAUUAAAUCUCUCGAGAUCUGAUUAAACAUCUCCACAAACAGCAUUACCAGCUUCACUUAUUACUAACAAGAUUGACUUUAUUUCUUUAUUUAUUAAGUUCAUUUCAUUGUUGUGUUGUGAUUCUACAGCAAGAGAUCUAGCACAGAUAAAUAAGAAAAUCUGAAUGAGUUUUAAAACACAAUUUACACAUUUUGAACUCCUGCGAGUUUUACUCACACACAGACAUAAAGAAUCAGCGUAUGAAUCUCAACGAUGACAUACUUCAUGCUGCAAUGCAUUCUUGUAGCCAUGGAUGCGUUUUGUAUGAUGCACCCAGAAUGCAUUGAUUGCAGCAUAAAGCAUGUCAUCAUUGUUGAGAUCCACAGGCUGAUUCUUGAUGUCUGUGUGUCAAACUUGGAGAGGUUUAAAAAUUUAUAAAUGAGCUCAAAACAUUUUUUUUUUUAAUCAUUUAGUUUUUCACUGCUGAAUUUCUUGCUGUAGAGUCACAACAGCAAUAAAAUUAACUUAACAUAUAACCUUAUAAAACUCCAACAUAAUGGCCUGGUUUCACAGACAGGACAUAGACUAAGGCAGGAUUAGGCCUUAGUU